Messenger RNA from Pelmatolapia mariae (spotted tilapia), 5751 nucleotides. Its product is annotated as kazrin-like. The record is from RefSeq and is a predicted model, not a curated record. Bases 336 to 1865 code for a protein of 509 amino acids. The transcript has 10 exons. Lineage: Eukaryota; Metazoa; Chordata; Actinopteri; Cichliformes; Cichlidae.
CUAGAGCACUAAUGAGCAGGCUGAGAGCAACCCAACGCAGAUCUCCCAUCAGCUGAAGAGCAGCAGCAACUCUGACGGCAUCUGAGGCAACAAGACGCGGAACUGAUCUGCAGUCAGCAGGGAGGCAGCUGUAGAAAGCAAAUGACAUCCCAGGAAAAGGCGUGGGAGAGGUUGUGAAGUGUCUUCAAAGGCAAAUUAGCAGUCAAUUGAGAGACUGGAGAGGAGAGGAUUGGUCCAGUGUGAUCGCUAACCUUCCUCACUCCGAGGCAGACUCUCACUCCACUUUUCUCUUCUUGAGCCGAAGGACCUCGCCACUUCACCGGAGGAGCCCAGCCAUGGAGGAGAUGCUCACCUGCAGCCGAAGCCCUUUCUCCCAGGUGUUUGGGCGUCAGGGUCAGCUCAUGCAAGCCACUGUGCAGUCUCUAAACAGCUUGAAUGACCAGAUUGCAAACUUCAUGGUGACUGGACCCAAGUCCCUAGAACAGGAGGAGCAUGCCUUUCCCCCUCCUGAGAAGGAGACGCUGCAGAAGUCCAUGACCCUCAUGAGGCACCUCCUCGUGGAUGCUCAGGCAAAAAUCCUGAAAAUGAUGGAUGACAACAAGCAGCUUGCCCAGCGCAUCGAUGGGGCCAUUCAGUCAGCCAGCCAGGAGGUGACCAACCUGCGGUCAGAGCUGAGCGCCACCAGCCGCAGACUGGCCGAGCUGGGAGCGACGGACUCCUCUGCCAGCGUGCUUGAGACCCUGCAGCACAACCAUAAUGAUCCCUCUCCCCACCAGAGGCAGAAGCCCCCGGCUACCGAACUCUGUUACAAGACUGAAAUCAGCAGUCUCAUGGACUUCAAUUCUCCAGAUGCCUCUCUGGACAAAGUUCUGCUGCGUGAAGAGGUGGCCCAGCUCCAGGAAGAGGUGCACCUGCUGCGGCAGAUGAAGGACAUGUUGAAUAAGGACCUGGAGGAGACCCAGGGAGGUUGCUCGGCUGACGUGCUCUCUGCCACUGAACUCCGUGUGCAGCUGGCGCAGAAGGAACAGGAGCUGGAUCGAGCCAAGGAGGCUCUGCAAGCCAUGAAGUCGGACCGUAAGCGUCUGAAAGCAGAGAAGGCAGACCUGGUGAAUCAGAUGCAGCAGCUUUAUGCCACAUUGGAGAGCCGAGAGGAGCAGCUCCGUGACUUCAUACGCAACUAUGAGCAGCACAGAAAAGAGAGCGAGGAUGCAGUAAAGGCGCUGGCCAAAGAGAAAGACCUCUUGGAGAGAGAAAAGUGGGACCUGCGGCGGCAGACCAAGGAAGCCACGGAGCACACGGGGAUGCUGCGGUCCCAGCUUGAUCUCAAGGAGAACCGCAUCAAGGAGCUGGAGGCUGAACUUGCCAUGGCGAAACAGUCGCUAGCCACCCUGACCAAGGAUGUGCCCAAGCGCCACUCGCUGGCCAUGCCCACGGAGGCGGUUGUCAAUGGAAACAACCAGGAGUGGGUGAUGCAGGCCGAUCUCCCUCUGACUGCUGCCAUCCGACAGAGUCAGCAGACCCUCUAUGUCCACACGGGGCAUCCCGCUGACAGGCAAGUGGCUGCCGUGCGGGUGAGCCCGUGCCACUCGCGCCAGCCCUCCAUCAUCUCCGACGCCUCUGCGCUGGAGGGAGACCGGUCGUCCACACCCAGCGACAUCAACUCGCCGCGCCAUCGGACUCACUCCCUCUGCAAUUCCCUAGAAGAUCUGGAGGAGGCGAAGCGUAAAAAGAAGAAAGAAAAGAUGGGGCUGGGGUCUCUGUCGCGCGUCUUCGCCCGAGGAAAGCAACGCAAGUCCCUCGACCCCGGUUUGUUUGAUGGUACUUCAACACCUGAUUAUUACAUAGAGGAGGAUGCAGACUGGUAAAGCACACACGUCCGAGUGAACCACCUGGAGAGCCUUUUUUUGGCAGUUAUCAGAGGACAACGUAUUGCCCGAGCGCAUGCGUGAGAGAAUGUGCGUGUUUGCGUGCGCGUCUGUGUGUGUGUGACGAAAGCGUGUACAGAUAAAAUAAUGUGUGUACCUUUUAUGUAGUCUCACAUGCACGCAUGCUUCGGUUUGUAUGGGAGCGAGAGUGUGCGCGUGCUUGUGCCACCCAUGGUCAACGGCCAUGUCAGGAGCCGGAGGCGCGUCUUGCUUCGCUGAAGUGUAAACCUAAAGAGCAAAUUGCACCUGUAUGUAUGUAUGUAUAUGUACAGCCCUGUAAAUAGCGUGGAGAGUGUAAUGCAGCAGCAGUGUGGACAUGUCAUGUUGUAUCUGCCCUCCAAAACAGCUGUGUUAUCUGAUCUUUGAAUUGUUCUCUACAUUUUUACUUUUUUUUUUUUUUAUUGUUUUCACUCAACUGGAAACUUGAAGGACUGCUGUACUUGUAAAUAACAGUUGAUGUGCACUCUGUGCGUGUAAAUGUCUCCUUGUCCUGAAUGCCUUUUUGUUAUUUUUGACACGUACUCCCCGCCGUCCCUCCUCCCUCCCUCCCACUGCCUCUUAACUUUAUCUCCUCCCUGUUUAUUGUCCUGCCUGGUCCAUCCCCUUCUUCCACACUGCCAUGAUGAGAACAGUUUCCUGUAGGCGGCAUGCAGACUCCUGAAAUUCACCGCUGGGUCGGUUGUCGGGUGCACAUCCCUCGACCGCCGGAAAAAAAAAAAAAGUCUGUGCAGAGGCAAUCCUUGAUGUUUACUUAGAGAGACUUCAAAGAAGCUGCUAUGAGAGGAAUUAACUUUCUAUGCAGAACAGUUUGUUCCCCUGCAUUUUGAAGCCAAACAGGAAAUGUGAGAAAUGUGUUUUCUAUCUCCUCAGAUAGAAGGUACAUGUGUGACAUGCAUGCACGUAGUCCCGGUCCCUAAAUCAUGCAUGCCUGGCUACCCCACUACAAAGAAAAGUCUCUCCCUGGUUAUGUUUCCAAAGAGGUGAUACACUGUUUGCUUUUCUUUUUAAUUUAAAAAGAGAGGUUAGUUACUGAUUUCAUGUUCAUUCAUGAUUUUGCCCCAUUUCAAAUUAAUUGAUAAGAUUUGUAAACUUGAACCUUUGCUGUUCAAGGAGCGCUCAGCUGAAUGCUUAAGAUCUUAACAUCCUGAACUGCGCACAGUUUCGUUUUAAUCUGCACCUGCAGGGCUUUUUAUGCGAAAUUACAUUUGAAAUAUCAAAGGUCAGCAAAGAAAGAAAACUGAACAUUACACUUUGAAUUUUUAAAUAUUAUUCCACACUAUUUGCAAGGCUUUGUGCCUUUUUAUCUCUCUUUGUUUUUUAGGAUCUAAGCUGCUUGUAUUUAUUGGUGUAUGAAUACCGGGAGCAGGAUUAUUCUGGGAAAAGUUAAAAUAAGAAAGCUAUCAUCACAAAAUACAUAGCAUAAACACCAAUUAUUCUUGCGUUGCAGGUGUUCAACUGACAGUCAAAAUAUUUCUAGACCUCUGGAAUUAAGGGCGACUUAAGAGAUGAGCAGAACCUCAAUUAAGAGGUGCAGACAUUACAUGAACUACAAUUGAAGGUUAAAAAUCAGGAUUUAAGCAUCCCAAUCAAGCAAAGGCGUACCUUCUCCCAUGACCCCAUGACCUCAGCAAAAAUUCCAAUGUAGAGUUCAAGCCAUAGCUGGGGAAAGAAAAAAAAUAAAGCAAUUAACUUUGGACUAAAGGUUAAUGGCAUUAAUCCAAGCAAAAGAAUUUCCACAGACAUCACGUUACUUCCGAUCUUUCAUUGGAUUGAGUCGGAGUCUGCACUGCCACGCCCCAGGAAAUCUUUUCUCUCCCUGAUAUUAAACUAACACUGGGUAUUUGUUGGCCUUGCCUGAGACACUAGAGUGCCAGGUUACGGAGGAGAUGCAUUUAACCGUGGCGCGUCCACGUAUGCAGUAAGGAGAUCGUCCUUUACAUUUGAGUUCACGGUUAUUGAAUUUGCAGGUAAAUCAGUAAGGUAAUUCAGAGAUGAGUCACUAUGAAUCAAGUUGUAUGUACAGGAACAACAUCUCAUGUUAAAAAAAAUUCACUGAACAGUCAGUUAAAUGUAUAAAAUCUAUGCUAUUUUAUCUUUUUUGUUUCAUUCAGCUAAUUUCUAUGAUCCUCUGCUGAUGGGGAAACAACAUAUCAAGAGAAAAAAACAUUAUGUAAUUUUAUCUUUUGAUCCGUGCUCUGUUUUUGUUUUUUUAAUUUCCCACGUAUAUUUUACUUUUUGUAAAUGAGAUAACAUUGCAGAAAUGAAAUGAAUAUUAUUAUUAUUAUUAAAGAGUUUUAUUUAAAGUCAAAGAUGUAGGCCUCGGUGGAGGACUUCUAUUCUGAAGCCCUGAGAUGUUUAGAAGUGGAUCGUAGCAAACUUUUAAAGGCAUGGCAACAAAGUUACGCUCUAAAGAACUAAAUGAGAAAAAAUAAGAUUAUUUUAAAAUAAAAUAAGUAAUGCUUAAUUUCCACGUGGCUCUCCUCUCUUUCCCUUCGUUAAUGUUCGUGUGUGUAUGUGUUCAUUUGUUGUGAUAUGGCUCUAAUCCAGAUUUGUCCUGUUAUGCUGGAGGGGACUUACCAUUUUUAACAUGUGCCUUAGUUUCCCUCAGCCCUGCAACUCCCAUCUGUGAGAGGACUGCAUCCCAAAAGCUUCCCAAUGGCCUCCUUUCCUCUCUUUUCCAAUUUCAACUCCUUACUAAGCCAAAAUGAAAUUUUCCUCUUGUAUUAUAUUGGAAUCAAUAAUUAGAGAAAAACAAAACAUUGGUGCAGAGGAGAUGUGGCCAUGUCAUAUUGUUGAAUCUGAUCUCAUAUGUGUCAGCACAUGGCGUCGAUAAUGUUUUGCUCUGAUAUGACUCCUGACCUCUAACACUGACCCCUCUUGUCUGACCUCCAUCAGACUGUCGACACAGUGAGGCGACCCAAGAAGCGAUCAGUCAGACUCAAUGGGACCGAGGUGCACCAGUUCCUGUGGCUUUAAAAAUGAGUCGUGCUGGGUUGCAAACUGUGUUUGCAGAUGUCUUUUAACUCUUAACAUCACAAAAAAAAACCUUUGGAGUUAAGCACUUCUUCAAGUUGAAUUUAGCUCUAAUGACAGGGAUUUGGAAACAGUUGAGUGCUAACAGAUACACUAAAAUGCAUUUGAGGGCUUUUUUCUUUUUUCUUUUAUUUCCUGUAUACUCCAACAGUAAAGCUCCAUACUCAGCGUCACUGGCUCAGAAACACUGGCUGCUUUUAAUUUUGUGCUUAAGUAUAGUUUGGGGGAAAUGCACUGCUAAAAUGCUUAACAUAAAUCUACAAGCAGGGGUGCUCAUCAUAGCUUUGCGUGGACUAUAAGAAGACUGGCUGUGACUUUAUGGAUUUACCAUACAAGCUUAUUUAUAAGCCUUCUCGUCUGAUGCACGACAGUAAAGCAUAAGCAUAUUUACCAAACAUUAAAUGACUUCUUUAAUAUAAUUUUAAUAAAUUCAAGCUGAAGCUACUCCUUGAUUAACUGGAAGACAGGAAACAGACUGUAUGUACCUCCAUAUUUAUCAUUCAGACAUGAGCAUUGAUUUCCUCAUCUGCCUCUCAAGAUAGCAAAUAAUCUUAUUAAUCAAAAUGCCAAACUGUUACUUAAAGGGGCCUUGUAGUUUAUCCACUCUAUUUAUCCUCCCUCGAAGCAGCGAUGAGCCACCAUGGAUGAUGUCAUCCAUUCAGCUGUAAUCCAUUUGUUUAUUCCCCCAGUCAUGGUAUCAGAAAUGCUGCUAUAUUAUAGCAAUAAGGUCCAUUAAAUGAGCUACCGAAGGGCACACUUAAGGCUCGGUGUCUCGUCUAAAGUGUAGUUAAAG